AGCGGAGCGGGGCGGGAGCCGGCUGGGGCUCGGGGCUCGGGGCUCGGGGCUCGCGGCUCGGGGAGCGGCCAUGGGGAAGCUGCUGGCGGUGGCUCUCGUCGGGAUGGCGGCAGCCCUGGCGGCGGAGCGGCUGCUGGCCUUUCGGAACAGACUCAAUGCUGCACGGGAAAUCGACCCUGUAACCCUCCCGAAUUGCCAGCUCAUAAAAGGGAUUGAAAGGGGCUCGGAAGACAUCGACAUCCUUCCUAACGGACUGGCUUUCAUCAGCUCCGGUUUGAAAUACCCAGGAUUAAAGAGCUUCGCACCAGACAAACCAGGUGAAAUAUUUUUGAUGGAUUUGAAUGAAGACAAGCCCAGAGCAGUUGAACUGAGAAUCAGCCGUGGGUUUGACCUGGCAUCCUUUAACCCUCAUGGGAUCAGUACUUACAUAGACAAAGACGACACCGUGUACCUCUUUGUUGUGAAUCACCCACACCAGAAGAGCACAGUAGAAGUGUUUAAAUUUGUAGAAGAUGACAAUUCUCUUGUACAUCUGAAAGCCAUUCGACAUGACCUUCUGACAAGUGUGAAUGAUAUAGUGGCUGUGGGGCCAGACAGCUUCUAUGCUACCAACGAUCACUACUUCUCCGACUUCAUCUUGAUGUUCUUGGAGAUGUUCUUGGGUUUAACCUGGUCAAAUGUUGUUUACUACAGUCCAAAAGAAGUUAAAGAAGUAGCAGCUGGGUUUUAUUCAGCCAAUGGAAUUAACAUUUCACCUGAUAAAAAGUACAUCUAUGUUGCAGAUAUAUUAGAUCAUAAAGUCCAUGUUAUGGAAAAGCAUGCUAACUGGAAUUUAACCCAUGUGAAGACCCUGCAGCUGGACACUCUCGUCGAUAACUUGUCUGUCGACCCUGACACUGGGGACAUCUGGACAGGAUGUCAUCCCAAUGGGAUGAAGCUCUUCUACAAUGAUCCAGAAAAUCUUCCUGCCUCUGAGGUCCUGCGCAUCCAGAACAUCCUCUCGGAGGAGCCGGCGGUGACGCGCGUGUACGCCGACGAUGGCUCCGUGCUGCAGGGCAGCUCGGUGGCAUCCGUCCACGAUGGAAAGCUGCUCAUCGGCACCGUCUUCCACAGAGCCCUGUACUGUGAGCUAUAGCGGGUAAGAGCUGUCACAGGGCGAAGGAUUUAGUUCCUUGUGAACUCACCUAGUUUGUGCUAGAUUUCCUAAGGAUGAGACUGUUCCAAUAAACGUUAACCAGAGCCAUGGAAAUGCAUUGUAGCCUUCCUCUCCGGAAGGAGCGUUUUACAUAGCAGUAAAGGAGAUGGAACUGAAGGUGAGAAACCAGCUUCUAUUUAGAGUGGAGUACCUCAUAACAGUAACAAAGGGUAAAGCAGAAGGUCAAAUUCAGAUGACAAAUGACUGAAACCAUCAGACUUCGAAUUGUCUGUUGCGACUGGAUUUCUGGGUUUUGUCUGAGAAAAUCGGUGUUGUUAAUGAGAAUUACUAAUGACCAGUCUGGUGUGCUUUCUUGUCACUGACCCUGGCCUUUCCUAGGGACUGUGCUAGGGGUUCUUUUUCUAAGCCUUCCUGAUCCGGGCUUUCCCUAACACUUCAGAAAUCAGUGGAAGGAGAAUAAAUGAUAUUUUAGGCUCACUUCUUCCCUCUUCCCCUUUUAAACCAUUUCCUAACAUUACUUCACUUUCAUGAGUCUUACUCCUGCUGAGAAAAGAGGGGGCAUCGCUCUGGAGUGGUUUCUUACUGAGCCUUCCAGAGGGAGCUUAAAGAAGACUGUUUUUUUCUUAAGGAGCAGGAAACAAGUCCCAAAGACCUCCAGUGAAAAGCACAUUGGCUGUCAUUGUCUGUCACAGCACAGGGAGCCUUCGCGGGCGCUUUGCCACAGUGACUGCCACCAGGCGUGGGUUGUGCCUGUCCUGUGCCGAGCUCCAGGCGGUGCGGAGCUGAUUUCAGCACGGCUGGGCACCCGCUCCACAGUCACCCAUCGGCACUUACCAGCAGCAUUGUACUCUGCCCUGCUAAAGGACCUAGCUGGGUUUCCAUCCACUGAUGUUUUGAGGGUGGUGGUGGUUGGUCGUCGUUUUCAAUAAACAGAAUUAAGCGUCCUCUGCAGCUGGAAA
Messenger RNA from Cygnus atratus (black swan), 2115 nucleotides. Its product is annotated as serum paraoxonase/arylesterase 2. NCBI's taxonomy places the organism in Eukaryota, Metazoa, Chordata, Aves, Anseriformes, Anatidae. Gene Ontology annotation, cellular component: extracellular region. The record is from RefSeq and is a predicted model, not a curated record. Gene Ontology annotation, molecular function: arylesterase activity. Bases 71 to 1135 code for a protein of 354 amino acids. The transcript has 9 exons.